GAACAUCUCCUACACAGGAUGUGCUGCACAGGUCUUUUUCUUUCUGUUCUUCAUUUCAUCAGAGCUUUUCCUCCUGACCAUCAUGUGCUAUGACCGCUACGUGUCCAUCUGCAAACCCCUGCACUAUGGGACUCUCCUGGGCAGCAGAGCUUGUGCCCACAUGGCAGCAGCCACCUGGGCCAGUGUCUUUCUCUAUUCACUGAUGCACACAGCCAAUACAUUUUCCCUUCCCCUGUGCCAUGGCAACACCCUGGGCCAGUUCUUCUGUGAAAUCCCACAGAUCCUCAAGAUCUCCUGCUCCAAAACUUAUAUCAGGGAAUUUGGCCUCAUUGCAGUUAGUACUUGUUUAGCCUUUGGCUGUUUUGUGUUCAUUGUUUUCUCCUAUGUGCAGAUCUUCAGGGCUGUGCUGAGGAUGCCCUCUGAGCAGGGACGGCACAAAGCCUUUUCCACCUGCCUCCCUCAUCUGGCCGUGCUCUCCCUGUUCAUCAGCACUGCAGCAUUUGCACAUCUGAAGCCCCCGUCCAUGUCCUCCCCAUCCCUGGAUCUGGCCCUGUCAGUUCUGUACUCGGUGGUUACUCCAGCCCUGAACCCACUCAUCUACAGCCUGAAGAACCAGGAGCUCAAGGCUGCAGUGUGGAGACUGAUCACUGGAUGCUUUCAGGAACAUUAAACUGGUAGUCAAUUUCUGCCAAUCACUUCUACUAUAAGACAUCUUUCAUACUUCUUGUUGCUUUGGUUGUGGUUUGUUCUUAUUUCCUUUGUAUUAGUUUUUCAUAUUGUCCCCAAAGAAAUGUCAUUGUUUUUGCCAUUUCUCAUUUUGUUUCUC
Messenger RNA from Melospiza melodia melodia, 826 nucleotides. Its product is annotated as olfactory receptor 14J1-like. Gene Ontology annotation, cellular component: membrane. Gene Ontology annotation, biological process: G protein-coupled receptor signaling pathway. The record is from RefSeq and is a predicted model, not a curated record. Gene Ontology annotation, molecular function: olfactory receptor activity; odorant binding. Bases 83 to 670 code for a protein of 195 amino acids. The transcript has a single exon. NCBI's taxonomy places the organism in Eukaryota, Metazoa, Chordata, Aves, Passeriformes, Passerellidae.